Molecule: messenger RNA, 1530 nt
Organism: Mycotypha africana
Lineage: Eukaryota; Fungi; Mucoromycota; Mucoromycetes; Mucorales; Mycotyphaceae
Exons: 2
Coding region: 1-1530 (509 amino acids)
Molecular function (GO): mRNA binding
Source: RefSeq, a predicted model, not a curated record
AUGACAACUAGCACUGAACCACAGGAUUCACUUCAUACAAUGCAAGAUGAUAACGAUCUACAUCCUUUGGCUACGUCUACUAGAGUCACUUCUAGCGUAAGUGACAGCCCUGCUGAAUCAUCUGCGUCUUCCACGAUCUCAUCCCCCCCUUUGACAGCUGUUGACAAAGUUACAACAAUUUUCGUCGUUGGAUUUCCCGAUGAUAUGCAAGAAAGAGAGUUCCAAAACAUGUUUUUGUUCUCGAAAGGUUUCGAAGGUGCUUCUUUGAAGUGGCACUGUAAGGAACAACAAGAUGAUCAAGAUUUAGUCUCUUUUAAUAACAUGAAUAAAAAGCAAAUGAUCGGCUUUGCUAAAUUCCAUACGCGUAAAGAAGCUAUGGACGCCGCCAAUCAAAUGAAUGGUAAAAAGGUUGACAUGGAGAAAGGUUCUAUUCUAAAGGCAGAAAUGGCGAAAAAGAAUUUGCAUAUCAAGCGUAACUCCAGUAUCCCUACCACUAGUAUUUCAACACCAUAUGAAUCUAACUUACAACCAUCAGCAUCUUUAUUUUUGACGCCAGACUUACCGACAUCCCAGUUGGCUGCACAAGCAGCUUCUCCCAGAAGACUGAGUCAACCACAGCCCCAGCAGAAGGAUUUACUUUCACCUUUCUCAGCUAUCAAUGACAACUCAUGCUCUGGACUGGAAGGAUUCUCACCUCUUCCCAGUGAUUUGUUAUCACCUGCAGACUAUAAGAAUGACCCACUUUUGAAUGAUCCCCUUUUACCAACAUCUGAUGCACCUUCCUUCGGUGAGCCUUUGUUUGGUAUUCGUUCACAGUCUUUUGAUGGCCAAAAUUUGAGCAGUAAGAUUACAACAUCCUCGACAGCUAUCAAUAGCAAGAAUGACAUUUUACAUCCUUUCAACUUCUUUUCCAAAUCUUUCAAUAUUACUGAUGACAAUGACCCCUUCAGUUAUCUUUCAAAGUCAACCCCAUCGACAAACAAUGACUUCUUCUCUACCCUCUCCUGUUUUCAACCACAAAGUAACACUGGACUAUUUGGUGCAGAUGAUUUCUUAUCUAUCAGCAAUCGCAGAUGCUCAUUACAGCCUCCGUCCGCAGUAGCAGAUUUGACAUUCAAGAGAUCAGCUAGUGUAUCGUCGUCUUCUGGCCGUCCAAGCACAAACCCAGCUGACCAGAAUCCACCAUGUAAUACACUUUAUGUCGGUAACUUACCACCUACUACAAGUGAAGAUGAACUGCGAUCUUUGUUUUCACAUUGCGAAGGCUAUAAGCGUAUGUGUUUCCGUCAGAAACCUCAAGGACCCAUGUGCUUUGUUGAAUUUGAAGACGUAUUAUAUGCUGCAAUGGCUAUGACUGAAAACCAAGGCCAUCUUUUGUCCAGUUCUAUUAAAGGUGGUAUUCGCCUUUCAUUUUCCAAGAACCCUCUUUUCAUCAAACCUAACAAAGAUAACAAAGACAACAAUAACAACUUGACUAGUCAUGCUUUCAACUUUAAACAACUUGGCACUGCUUUAUUAGCUGAUGCUUAA